Messenger RNA from Cladophialophora bantiana CBS 173.52, 408 nucleotides. RefSeq lists its product as uncharacterized. The transcript has a single exon. The record is from RefSeq and is a predicted model, not a curated record. The coding region runs from base 1 to 408 and encodes 135 amino acids. NCBI's taxonomy places the organism in Eukaryota, Fungi, Ascomycota, Eurotiomycetes, Chaetothyriales, Herpotrichiellaceae.
AUGACCACCGAUCCAAACAUCACCACCGACCCUACCUUCGCCACUACCCGCAAUGCCAACACAACAACAGACCCAAGCAAGACCGAUACCUCCACGACCGCGACGUACACCUCUUCCGACCCCUCGACCGCGCCGCACGCCCCUUCCACACAUAAGAUACUAGGCGACAUCAAGGGUGCGGUGCACGGCGUCACGGGAUCCAUCCAAGCGGCCACGGGGACCAUGUUCGGACAGGAGAAGCUGGCGGAGAAGGGAUUCGACAAGAUGACUGACGAGGACGUGCGCUUGGCGGCCAAGACUGGGAAGCCACCCGUGGGGACCGAGCAGAGGAGCUCUGUCGUCGAGUCCACCGACACCUCUGGUAGCGCAGCCGAGCAUGGGCGCGGUCUGCGUCAUGAGCGAACUUGA